CCUUUUCUUCUUCUGUGUACGCAAACAACCCAGACAGCCCCCGCCCAACUGAGAAGAGAAUCCUAAAGCAUUCUUCCCCCAAUAAUUUUCUCUGACUUUCUCGCCAUUAUCCCGGUGUUUUUCUCGGCAACCAAACAAGUUUUCCCUCCAAUUUUUCAUCUCUCAGCUGUUACAUGGCCACUAAAUUGUACCACAACGGUUUUCUAUCUCCAAGCUCUUCAAAUCCAUGGAAUUCGCUUAAACCAGCUAGAAUACAUGAUUCCUGCAACAAAGUGGUUGAUUUGGAUCACCUAUUAAGUAACUGGGCUUAUCCAAAGAGAAGAUGCCUUAUAAGAUUUUCUGUGUUAGAGCACAGUAAUUGUUAUAGUCUUAAUCUCCGAGCAGAGGGCAAUUGGAAACACUGUCUACAUUCUCUAAAAUCUAGAAGAACGGAUAGCCUGGUUCCACUUGCAUCUGCUGAUGAUGGUGUUACGGUCAAUGGGAGUCCCCAAGCUAGCACCAGUAGGGAUGUUGAGGAGAUAAAAGUCAAGCUUAAUCAAUCAUUUCAAGGUGAAGAUUCUAGUGAUGGACUUGUCCAAUAUUUACAUGAAGCAGCCAGGGUUUUUGAGUUAGCCAUGAAGGAACAGGGUUCAUUGUCAACGUCUUCUUGGUUUUCAACUGCAUGGCUUAGCAUAGACAGAAACGCCUGGCUCAAAACACUGUCUUAUCAGGCUUCAGUGUAUUCCUUAUUGCAAGCAGCGAGCGAGAUUGCAGCUCGAGGGGAUGGUAGAGACAGAGACAUAAAUGUUUUUGUCCAAAGGAGUAUAUUAAGAGAAUCUGCUUCCCUUGAGAGCUUAAUCCGGGAUCAACUAUCAGCCAAGCAACCUGAAGCUUAUGAGUGGUUUUUCUCUGAGCAAGUGCCGUUGGUGGUAACAUCCUUCGUUAAUUAUUUUGAAGGCGACCCACGCUAUACUGCUGCAACCAAUGUGUCUAGCAAGGGAACACACUUGGGGUCUAGCAAUGCUAGUCACAUAUCUCUCCUCAUGCUUGCACUGACAUGCAAUGCCGCAAUUACAAAACUUGGGCAAGCAAAAGUUUCUUGCCCUCAUUUCUUUUCGACAAUCCCAGAUAUAACUGGUAGAUUCAUGGACAUGCUGGUUGAUUUUGUUCCUAUACACCAGGCUUAUCUUUCUAUAAAGGAUAUAGGUCUGCACAGGGAGUUCCUUGUUCAUUUUGGUCCUCGAGCUGCAGCAUGUAGAGUAAAAAUUGAUCAAGGUUCAGAAGAAGUUGUUUUCUGGGUGAAUCUUGUACAGAGGCAGCUGCAGCGAGCUAUAGAUAGAGAACGAAUAUGGUCAAGACUAACAACAUCUGAAAGUAUUGAGGUAUUGGAGAGGGAUCUGGCUAUAUUUGGAUUCUUUAUUGCCUUGGGUAGAAGCACACAGUCCUUUCUAUCGGCAAAUGGAUUUGAUGUGUUAGCUGAACCGAUUGGAGGCUUUGUUAGGUUCUUGAUUGGGGGCAGCAUCUUAUACUAUCCUCAGCUUUCAUCAAUAAGUUCUUAUCAAUUGUAUGUAGAGGUAGUCUGUGAAGAGCUAGACUGGCUUCCAUUUUUUCCAGGCAUUUCAGGCACCCCAAAACAAUCACAUGGGCGUAAAAGUAAACGGGAAGGACCUCCCAAUUAUGAAGCAAUUCCCCAAGCUUUAGAAGUAUGUUUUCAGUGGAUGCAGAGUUUUAUCAAAUACAGUAAAUGGCUGGAGGACCCUUCUAAUGUUAAGGCAGCGAGAUUCUUGUCUAGAGGGCACAACAAAUUGGUGGAGUGUAUGGAAGAACGCCGUAUAUUAAAGAAUGAAAAUAUGAAAAGCUAUAGCAAUAACAUUGCUGAGAGGACUAGACCUAGAACUCAUCCACCAGCUGGGAAAGAAUUGGAUACUUUUGACAAGGCCUUGGAGAGUGUUGAAGAAGCCGUGAUAAGACUAGAAAAGUUGCUUCAGGAUUUACAUGUAUCAAGUUCGAACUCAGGAAAAGAGCAUAUACAAGCUGCUUGUUCUGACCUUGAGAAGAUAAGGAAGCUUAAAAAAGAGGCUGAAUUUCUGGAGGCAUCUUUCCGAGCAAAAGCAGCUUCCCUUCAGCAGGAAGGUAAUCGCUCCCAGUCUUCUACUAACAAGCAGCAACAGUUCUUUAAAAGGAAAAGUAGAAAGAAUGGGGGCAAUAGAGCUGUCAGUAAAUCUCGCAGUUUGUGGAGCUCCCUAAUGCGCCGUCCAACUGGAAAGCCCAAUCAUGAGUUGAUUGGGGAUCAAUCUGAUAAUGAACUUAUUGAGCAGAGUGCUUCAAGUAUUGAAUUUGAAGAGCCAGAAUCAAGUAAGAUUCAGCGUUUUGAACUUUUACAGAAUGAGCUGAUAAAACUUGAAAAACGGGUGCAAAUGAGUGCUGAUCAAUCAGAAAAUGAGGAGGAUCUUAAGUCUGUUGAUGAUAGUCCUAACUAUGAGGAUGAUGUCGGAGCUGCUCAACUACUCCAGGUUCAGAAGAAAGAGAAUGUCAUUGAAAAAUCGAUUGACAAGCUAAAAGAAGCUAGCACGGAUGUGUGGCAAGGAACUCAAUUGCUAGCUAUUGACGUUGGUGCUGCUAUGGGGUUGCUUAGAAGGGUCUUGAUUGGAGAUGAACUGACAGAAAAAGAAAAAAAAGUUCUACAGAGAACUCUGACCGACUUAGCAUCAGUUGUUCCUAUCGGUGUUUUAAUGCUUCUUCCAGUCACUGCAGUUGGACAUGCAGCAAUGUUGGCUGCUAUUCAGAGAUAUGUACCAGCUCUGAUACCAUCAACAUAUGGUCCGGAAAGGUUGAAUCUCUUGAGGCAGGUUGAGAAACUGAAGGAAAUGGAAAGCAGUGAAGACAGUUCCAACGAAAAUGUGGAGGAACUAGCCUGAAUAGAAGCCAAUGCUGAUUAUGUACAGUUGUCUGUAAAUAAAUUUUCAAAUCUGAGGCACUCCGGGUAAGCACCAGUGGCUGCAGUCUUGUGGAGCAUCAACUGGAGUUCCUGGCUCACGAUACUUUGAGGGGUGACCAUCCUUCCUGAACUCUGUUAGAUACGUGAUGUUUAAGAACUGGACCUUCCACUUUUCGUAUUCCAACUGUUUGAUUGAUUCAGAAAUGUAGAGAUUAUUCACCGGGUCAACUGCAAGAUUUUUGUAGUCUGUUUCUGGCUCUGAAUAGGUAUCACACCCACCCCCUUCAUUCCAUGUGCCGUUCCUGCAACUUCGCAUGUUAAAACCUCAUCGAUUCAUUAACCAUCAAUUCCUUACUUUUACGCCAUGUUUGGCAGCAACUAUUAAGGAACAGCAAGUUGUAAAGUCACCAAGUUACACUAAUUGCCUUUCAUUCUUUUGGUUUGAAGUAUGUAAAUGGAAGUUUUCAUAGUCA
This is a messenger RNA of Malus domestica (apple), 3390 nucleotides long. RefSeq lists its product as uncharacterized. NCBI's taxonomy places the organism in Eukaryota, Viridiplantae, Streptophyta, Magnoliopsida, Rosales, Rosaceae. Gene Ontology annotation, cellular component: mitochondrial inner membrane. The record is from RefSeq and is a predicted model, not a curated record. Gene Ontology annotation, biological process: intracellular monoatomic cation homeostasis.